AUUUUUCCAGUCUCAACACGAUGAAGACUCUGCUGCUGGACGAGCUCAUGCUUUUAUACGGACAUGUUUGUGAUGAUAAAAUAUUCACCCUCCAUUGUGCUGCUACUUAUAGCCGCAAUGUGUGUUGUUCAGAUGUCAGACGAGUUGUAACUUGUGAAAGGCUUUCAGUCAAGCUUUUUGUAUAGCAAUAGUUAAUUCAAUUAUAACCCUAACCACACUUCAGACCGGUCUUAUUAAGCUAAUAUACUAUCUUUUUGUGUCAGCCAAACUUCAAGAGCAGAACGAGCGUGUCUUUCGUCACUAGAACACGUCCCAUCAUUGGCAGGAUGUUUUUGUUCUUCAUCAUUUAUUACACCAUCCACUGACAUGCACUGCCGUUUGGAUUGGCAUUCCGGAAAUGCACAUCGACACGUCAUCGUUAAUGGUACUAAAUUGCAUUACUAAUGCAGCGCUCAUCAAAGAAAUAUCGCCUCCCGCUGUACACAUAUGCAAAAGGGGAGAAUCCUAUAAAUAUGGUUUGUUGCUUGAUUACACCUAAUCAAACGUUGCAUUAAAACAUUCCCAAUUGGUGUCGAGGAGCAUUGUGAACGAGAAAAUGAACCUUAAACAAGUGUACCGAACCGUGUGUGAAACGUUCCGUUCUGCUGUUCAGAGUUUUUGUGAAAAUACUACUCUGCAUGGUUUGAGAUACGUUUACGGUGGUGAUCGAACGGAUGCCUCACGUAAUGGUGGAAUGUUGAGAAUGAUUUGGUUGCUGGCGUGUAUGGUUUGUAUCGGCUUUACGAUGAUCAUGGGCAUGAUUGCUUGGAUGCGUUUCCGCACUACACCGACGAUCACAACGAUCGAAACGAUGACGUAUCCGAUCUGGAAUAUACCUUUUCCUGCGGUCACGGUGUGCAAUAUCAACAAGAUAGACACCCGGAAGGCUGCUCCAAUCAUCGAUCGGUUUUCUGACUAUGAAGGGGCUCCACAAUUGAUUCGUUGCAGAGUACAGGAGUAUGGCUUGAGUGAAGCAAACGCCACGGGUUUACUAAUUGCCCAAGCAAGUCUGGUUAACUUUGAAGCUGUGAACUCAACCUAUCUUGAGCUAGAAAUGUUUCUAGGACGUUUGGGAUGGAAUCCGAACAAAUUGCUGCUCGAGCUAAGUCAACCCUGCGAGGAGCUCAUCAAGGUUUGUUACUGGCUUGGUUCGGAGAUACCCUGUCCGAAAGUUAUUCACCGUACAAGAACAGACAAUGGUUUCUGCUGUUCGUACAACGUGGACAGUACGAUGCAGUCGGUUCCGCUGCCGGAAAACCAAACCCACCCGCGGACUCCUUACCAUCCUAAACGAUUGUCAGGCGCCGGACGACACGUAGGCCUAUCCAUUCUAAUCGACGUCCAGCCGGACACGUACAUGGCACCGACCAAAUCAUACUACGGGGCUGAGGUUUACAUACACGACUCGAGCGAUUUCCCAUCGGAUGCAGACUUUGAGCAUGUGGCCCAGCCCGGCUGGGAUGUAGUAAUGUCCGUCAUACCACUACCCAUCGAGAGCAGCAACACCAUGAGUCAGGUGCCGGAAAAUAUGCGCAAAUGUUUCCUGCCGGAGGAGAGUAACGCACAGUCGAAGGAAAACUUCAAUCUAAACGUUUGUAUGGCCGAAUGUCGCCUCCGUACGAUACUGAAGCUGUGCAAUUGUAUCCCUUUCUACUAUUCGGAUUUAAGUAGGUUUCGUCGAAACAUUUCAACGCGAAGCGAGUUUGUUGAAAUAUUUCACUUUUCGCUUGCAGAUAUUACAGAAUCAAAGGAUGUGAAAAUGUGUGCCCUGAAGCAUGUCGCAUGUUUACAUUAUUUUAGAAGUAAGUGGAAGAUGUCACGUUGUCAUUUGUGGUCUUCCCAAUUUUCUUCCAACAGUGGAGGACGAAACGUAUCGAUGUAUGCGACACUCAAUGUGCACUUUAAGGACAUUUAUUGCGUUAAGUACAAGCGCGAUGCGUACAUGACGUGGGACUCGCUGGUAGCAACGUUUGGAGGAAUUUUCGGACUGUGUAUGGGCGGUUCGGUGCUCAGUAUUGUGGAGCUGAUUUACUACUUCACCAUAAAACCAUUUACCAUCUACCAGACGGGAAAGAAACGGAAACGAAUUACGCCCAAUCGGAAGAUUGUCGUACGACCCUACGUAUCACGGUACGAUGGUGUAUCUCAAUAUCCGGUGGGUUACUUUUCUCGUCGAAAUGUACUCGCAAGAGAACGAAGUGCUGGGAAGAAGCUCACCAAACCUUGUGUCCCUGUGAAGGAAGCAACUCUGGGUCACGAUCCACAAACGGACGUUAUUUCUUUCAUUUACUAAACUUCCGCUACUUCUUCGCUUGUCGAAUGCAUGUGCUUAUAUUGUGGUUUUAAUUUUUAUUUACAAAAUACCAUUAUUCGCAUAAACA
Messenger RNA from Anopheles funestus (African malaria mosquito), 2420 nucleotides. RefSeq names its product sodium channel protein Nach-like. The record is from RefSeq and is a predicted model, not a curated record. Gene Ontology annotation, molecular function: ligand-gated sodium channel activity. Lineage: Eukaryota; Metazoa; Arthropoda; Insecta; Diptera; Culicidae. Gene Ontology annotation, biological process: sodium ion transmembrane transport. The transcript is spliced from 3 exons. The coding region runs from base 596 to 2332 and encodes 578 amino acids. Gene Ontology annotation, cellular component: membrane.